Molecule: messenger RNA, 648 nt
Organism: Vigna angularis (adzuki bean)
Lineage: Eukaryota; Viridiplantae; Streptophyta; Magnoliopsida; Fabales; Fabaceae
Exons: 1
Coding region: 1-648 (215 amino acids)
Source: RefSeq, a predicted model, not a curated record
AUGGAAAGAAUUUACCAUGCCAAGAGGUGUCCAGAUGAGAACAAGUUGGCCUAUACCGAGUACUUGCUAACUAGAGAAGCAGAUCACUGGUGGAGCAGUAUGAAGAUGGUUCUUGAAGGGAGUGGAACUCCUAUAACUUGGGAAUUGUUAAAGACCAGCUUGUACACGGGGUACUUCCCGGACAGCGUUAGAUUUGCAAAGGAAGUAGAGUUACUUGAGUUGGUUCAGGGUAACAAGACAGUAUCGGAGUAUGCAGAUCGCUUCAAACACCUACUUCGUUUUAACACCAUGACUGUAAGUGAAGAGUGGAGGUGUAGAAAGUUUGAGAACGGCCUCAAGGGAGAUAUAAAACUACUGGUGAAGGGAUUGCGCCUCAGGGAGUUUCCUGCUUUGGUGGAAAUGGCCCGUGACAUGGAGAAAACUAAGAAAGAAGAAGAGGGGUCUCAGAGUCAGCAGAUCCAACCACUGAGGGUUGGAGGGCCAGUAGUAUCUCAAGGUGGCUCUAAUUCUAGGAAGACUCCUUUCUCUAGGCCUACUUCUUCUGGGUCCAGGGGUUCUUCCUCCCAGUCAUCAGGGCAAUCUAGUUUUGCCAGCCCCGUGAGAUGCUUUUUGUGUGGGGAGCCACACCUUCAGGCUGUUUGUCCUUAG